AUGCCAACUAUUAGAGCUGUGCCAACCACCACAACAGUAGAAGCCAAUAUCAGAUCGGUUAGCUACAACAACCAAAAUGGCUUAACAUUUACAAUAGAUUUUACAGUAACUUCACCAUUAGGUACAGCACAACUAGCUUUAGGUACAACUCUAGAUGACUCACUUCUUGUAGAUCUUCCAAUUGGUGAUUAUCAAGCUACUUUUUAUCCUGAUAUUAUAAUUAUACAUGUUUUAAUAACCAUAACUAGUGCCAUCUCAUUUAAAGAAGUUAAUUCAAUCACUUUGGAUAGUUUCAAAGAUUCAAAUACAUCUUGUAAUGAUUGCAAUGCUCUUUUUGUAGGAUUGGGUAAUCUUAUUGAUAAAACUCUUUACGAUUUUUUCUACCCAGGAUGUCUAUAUGGAAAAGAUACCAACAAAAAGUAUCAAUGUAAUUGCCGAACAAAUGAUGUCCUUUGUGAAAUUUUAUGCGCAGAUUAUUGUGCAAAAAAUAUGACCAGCGAAGCGAUAUCGGAAAUAGAAAAUGAUAUGGGCUCAAAUGUACAUACACCUGAUCCAGUAAGAAUUUGCCAAAUCUUAGCUAGAUGUCCAAACACUACCACCGGAGAAGCCAACAUCACAUCGGUUUUAUAUCACCCAGAGAAAUCGCUUUUAUUUACAAUAUAUAUUACAGUUACAUCCCAAUUAGGCACAGCACAAAUAGCAAUCGGUAAAAAGGACACUACCUACGACCAAACACUUCUUGUCAAUAUCCCAAAAGGUGAUUAUCAAGUUACAGUUUCUGUUGAUUCAUUAUUCUAUGAAAACAACAUUCUGCCAGUUAUAUAUAUGCAGGACGAAAAUAAUAAUAGUUUUAAAGGUGGGAGUGUUGGUGAAUAUUGGUCGGCGAUCGGAGUGACAGCAUCGACUUAUGAACAAGCACAAGAGUUUGUCAAGGAGUUGGAGAUGAGACAACGUGACGGUCUCAUUGCAGAUUCUACCGUUUUCAUUGCUGUACCAGAUCCACCAUUGAAUCAUUUGUAUACAUCGUACAGUCACAGACACACCAAGAUCGGAAGUGGCACGUCGUCACUCAACGCCCUGUUUGUCAUCGUCGAGCAACUCUCUGUUGCCUCUGGGAAGACCUAUCUCGAUGGCGAUGUCCUUCGUGGCAAGAAAGUACUGCUUCUCAACAUCGGUGGACUGCAUCAUCACAUGCCCCAAGUGAAUCUCUGCACCAAGUCAUUCACGAUGGUUCCACUCGCCAAUUGCGAUUUGACCUAUGUGCGAUCGCGCGACUCCGACACCGAUAGUGCGCAACAAUCCUGUUCAUCCAAUAACAAGACCGAACAUCUCUCGGCAGUCUGUCCAAUCGAUAUCCUACUGUCAAAUCUGAAUAAAGUAGUUCCAAUUUGUGGUCCGGGAUUGGUUAUUGCUAGCACAGAGUCGCUGCUGUUGUUCGACAACGAUAAUCCACUGUUGACCAAAGUUGAGAGUUGGAAUUCCAGUGGAGUCACUCUACUUACACUGCCUAUUCGCAGACAUGAUGCAACUAGACACGGAGUUUGUAAAUUCAUUAGGGACGGCGACGACUAUCUCAUCUCAGAUAUCGGUUACCGUUUGACUGAAGAGGAGCUGUUGGAACAAGGAUAUAUUGAUAAAGCUACCGAUACUGCUCAGGUCUAUACAGGAUUGAUUCGAAUGUGUGAAAAGACCGCUGAGAAGUUCUUGUAUCUCCAUUCACAACCGCCAAUGGAUUCAUGUACCUACUUGGGUGUUGACAACGGUGCCAUACUCUUUAAAUUCGGCUGGUUACCAGACGUCCUAAUGCCAAUGACCACCGGCAUCACAUGGGAAAAGUAUCACGUCCUAAAAGAACCACAGCACGACAAUUCAAGAUACCUCACAGAAGCAGCACGUAAAUCACUAUGGAAAACCUUCCACGGUACAAGUCUUAGAGCAUUACCGCUAAAAGGAAAAUAUUGUUAUCUAAGACAUUCCAGAGAUUUCUUGGAGUUUAUUAAUUACCAAAAUGAAAUUCCAAUAUCAAGAUUCGCUCAUUCAUUUAGUGAUAAUAAGAACAAGAUAGAGGCAACCGUUAUCAAUUCCAUACUACACGGAGAUGGCUAUGCUGAGAAGAGUAGUAUUAUUUAUUCAUCGUCGCUGAGUGGUAAUUGGAGAAUUGGAAAAGAUACUAUUGUUCUUGGUGUUCGAGAGUUUAGCUAUGGAUUCCAUUUUGGCGAUCGUAUGUCAAUCUCUGAGAUCCGGUUGAAAACCAACAAGAAGCUGAAUGUAUCUACCGGUGGCACUGAGUUGGAGCAACGUGCAAAAGUUCUGGUUAUCAUUGGUAUCGAUGACGAUAUCGAUUUGAUGGUAGACGAUCCCAAGGCAACGAUUGCCAAUCGCAGCUGGUCAGAGUUUUUCUCAAAGAGUGGAGUCACUCCCGAUGAGAUAUGGCCAGCUAAAUUCCCGAGAAUGUUGAGAACCGCCAGAUUAUUCCCUAUUCUCACUGGACAGGUCGAUGAACUGCUGGAAUCUGCACUCUGGAUGCAAGACAAUACAUCGCCAUCGCUAAGUGUCAUCGGUAGAUGGCGUUCGUCCAAACGUCUUUCGAUUGCCGAUGUCACAGGUGAGACCGAUCUUUAUCAGAUUGUACCGUGCGAAAACAACAGUGGUAAUCCAACUUUUAUUCCGAAUUCCGGUAUGAAAAAGUUUAUUGAGGGUGAUGUCAAUGCUGCAUUCCAGUGGAAUCGUGAUCUCAAUUUUAUGAUCGAUGUUCACCAUGUCGAGAAAGCAAUAAUGGCAGGUGAAAACUUUUGUAUUCUCCCAUACUUUAGAAAGUGGGCAAACACCAAGGAUCUACCAAUCACUAAAAUACUGGCUACUCUUGAUCGUCUGGCAAUCUCAGUUCCCAUUCACUAUAUUGGAAGAAUGCUCUCUGCCAUCUCUGAUUUCCUAGCGAUAUCGGUGCGUGGAAGAGGUGGACUGAGAUCCGGUCCGGCGAGAAACGCAGCUUGGGAACCAGCACUACAGUAUUUCGUCAAGAAGGACGAACGUAAAGGUAUCAUUGCUUUGGCAAAGGAACGUGAGAAAUGGUUGAACUCUCCAGAGAAAAUAAUACGUGCAGCUCGACACUAUGAAGGUGCCGGACAAGUAUUCAUUAAGAAUAUUGUCGAUACUUGUCAUGUGCAGCUGAAGAGACAUCCAGAUGGACCUGUUAAAGUUGACCAAUGGUGUACAGUUACUUUGCCUGCAAGAAUAGAUUUGGCAGGUGGUUGGACUGACACUCCACCCAUUUGCUAUGAACAUGGUGGUCUGGUUGUCAAUGUCUCCAUUACAGUCGAUCAGAAAAGACCGAUUGUUGUUCGUGCCAAACGUGUCGGUACUCCGCAUAUCAAGUUGCAUGUUGACUCUAUGGAUUCAGAUGCAAUCGUUUGCACAUCGUUCAUGGAUCUCUCGGAUUACAGUCGUCCACAAGCACCUGCCGCUCUAUUGAAAGCAUGUUUCCUACAACUCGGAUUGGUUGACCCACAUAUCAAUAAAACUCUGGCCGAACAAUUGGAAUCGAUUGGUGGUGGUAUCGAAGUUGUUUCCGCAUCAAACUUGCCAACUGGAUCUGGUUUGGGAACUUCUUCGAUUUUGGCAGCCGGAUUGCUGUGUGCCAUGGCCAGAGUGUACGGACAACACUACGACGAUACCUCACUGAUUCAUGCAGUUCUAAGAGUGGAACAAAUGUUGACAACCGGUGGUGGUUGGCAAGAUCAAGUGGGUGGAAUCAUCGGUGGAUUCAAAGAAGCGAAAUGUCUCAAGCGUAAUGAGAAUGUAAAUAUCAAUGUUGAACAUCGUGUACUCAAUAUCAGUAGGGAGAACAUCGAGAAAAUCAAUAAUCAUCUAUUGUUGAUCUACACCGGUAGAACUAGAUUGGCAAGAGAUCUUCUACAGGAUGUCAUUAGAAGAUGGUAUGCCAAGACUGAAGAAAUUAUACGCGUAACCGAUAGUCUUGUUGCCACUGCUGAAUCGAUGGUCAAAGCUCUGGAGAAUGUAGAUAUUCCACAGUUGGGUUCAUUACUACGUGAGUAUUGGGAACAAAAAAAAUGUAUGGCGAGCGGUGCUGAACCAACUCAAGUCGCACAACUAGCUAAACUCAUUAGCGAAGAGAGUUACGGUUACUCAUUGGUUGGCGCUGGUGGAGGUGGAUUUAUGGUUGCCAUCACCAAAGAGAAUAGUUCAAUAACCAGAGAGAAAUUGAAAACAUUAAUAGCUGGAAACGAUCAAUUCUCAUCGGUUUCAUUCCAUACUGCUGAGAUUGAUCUUAAAGGUUUGGAGAUUACUUUCGAGUAA
This is a messenger RNA of Heterostelium album PN500, 4317 nucleotides long. Its product is annotated as L-fucose kinase. Lineage: Eukaryota; Evosea; Eumycetozoa; Acytosteliales; Acytosteliaceae. The coding region runs from base 1 to 4317 and encodes 1438 amino acids. Gene Ontology annotation, biological process: GDP-L-fucose salvage. The transcript is spliced from 4 exons. The record is from RefSeq and is a predicted model, not a curated record. Gene Ontology annotation, molecular function: fucokinase activity; ATP binding.